This is a messenger RNA of Nylanderia fulva, 2108 nucleotides long. RefSeq lists its product as uncharacterized. Lineage: Eukaryota; Metazoa; Arthropoda; Insecta; Hymenoptera; Formicidae. Gene Ontology annotation, molecular function: protein binding. Gene Ontology annotation, cellular component: extracellular matrix. The record is from RefSeq and is a predicted model, not a curated record.
AAAAGAAAACAUAAAUAAAAUGUCAAAAUUAUUUAUAUACUGUAUAAUUUGAUUUGUUACUAAUCGAUUAAAUUUAUCAUAUAUGUAUACAUAUAUAAUUUUCGAUGACAAGAUGACUAAUACAUUAUCUGACAAACACACUUAUCAGUUAUAUUAUCAGGAUUGGUUGGUAGAUAUAUCUUUUACUAAGGCUCUUCUAGCUAUCAUUGAUAUAUCUUUCAUGUCAUACUUGCCUAGUCUACAUGUGAAGUCACAAAGUUUUCAAAUAACAAAUUCAUAGAUCAUGAUAUUUAACUAUUGUAAUAUCAUUUUGUUGUUACUUUUAAUUAUAUACAACAAAUGUUUGGGUGAUAUAUGCAAAACUUGCAUAUGUUCUGCCUUAGAUUCAGGAGAAAUUAUUGACUGUCAUGACAGGUAUCGAGGACUCAAUGAAGCUUUCGAAAUCGAUUUUCUUACUUUUGAUCAGCAUGAAUCAUUAAACAAACUUAUUCUUUCAAAAAACAACUUAGUAUUUUUACCCAUAAACGAACUGAAGAAGUUGAAACAUUUAAAAAAAUUUGAUCUUUCUCACAAUCAGUUCGAUAAUAUACAUUCAGAUAUUUUCAAGAUUCUGAACAAUCUCGAAGAAAUAAAUUAUUCCUAUAAUCUAUUAUGGGGCUUCAACAUGUCCAUUUUAAACAUAGACUCUUCCCUUUCCAAAUUAAAUUUAAGUCAUAAUCAAAUUAGUAACUUGGAGAGAAGCUCGGAAAAUAUAACAAUAAAGUUGAAAAUCUUUGAUGUAUCUCACAACAACCUUAGCAAUCUGAAUUUCUUGGAUGAUUUGCUGGAGCUGGAAUAUUUAGAUCUCUCCUUUAAUAAUCUAUUUAGUCUCCCAGCUAAGUCAUUGCUUCGUCUACAACAUUUGAAAAUACUUUACAUCAACAAUAUUCAUCUUCUUGAUUUAAAUUUCCAAAAUCUUCCAUUGUCAUUGCUGAAACUUUAUGCAGAAAACAAUUUUAUCAGUUCCUUAUCAAUACAAAAAUCAUCAGUCCGUACCUUAAACAUUCAAAACAAUAGCAUUUCUAAUGUAUAUGACAAUUUAACAUUAUUAGAAGAAUUAAAAGAUCUAAAUAUUAAUGGAAAUUCCUCAUUGGAAUUUCCGGAUAUUUUUCUUAAAGAUUUAGAAACGUUGGAUUUAUCCUUUAACAAUUUAACAACGAUUCCUGAAACAAUUUCUAUUAAAAAUUUUCCGAAUUUAAGAAUUUUAAAAAUUAAUGGAAAUCCUUUAAAAAAUGUAAAAAUUCAAUCUGAACUGAGACUGGAAAAAUUUGAAGUAAAUUUUUUGAAGACGAUUGAAGAGAUUAGUAAAGAUACAUUUCUAAUGUUGAAAGAAAGGAAGGAUAAUUGCAUAAAUAUAACUAUUUCAAAUAAUAAAUUGAGCUCAAUUGAGGAAAAUGUUUUUCAGCACAUGAAUAUUUGUUCUCUAGAUUUAAGCAAUAAUUGCUUUGCUCAUUUGCCGUCAAAGUUAUUUAAUAUAAAUGAAAUUUCAAAUGCAAUAUAUCUCAUUAAUUUGCAAGGUAAUCCAUUUAUUUGCAAUUGCUCAUUGCAAUGGAUGUUAAGUACAUUAGUUCCAAAACUUUACUUGAAGAACCGCAGCCUGUUAGAAAAUUUAAGAUGUGCUGGCCCAGCUCCGUUAACUAAUAAAAGAAUGAUCCAUUGGUAUAAAUGGAAAGGAGAAAUUUUCUGCGAUGACGUUUCGCAUUUCGCAGAAAGAAUGACUGUUAAUAUUGCGAGUAUCUCUAGUAAACAGGUCGUGACAUUCGAAAGCAGUCCUGGAAUGAUUGCUGCUCUGGCCACAGCAAUCACUCUGCUUGCAAUUCUAACGAUAAUCGGCAUUCUGUUGACUCGAAGAAUGAUUGCGAAGAAAAGACGAAUUAAUCGUAGAUUUUAGUAAAUAGAUAAAAAUUUAAUUUGUAGAUUUGCAGAUAGAAUGAAUCGUGUAACCUAUUACAAGUAAUUCACUAACUAAUCGAAAUAUUGAGAAAAUCUGCUGACGAUAAGCUUAAAAGUAAAAAAAGAUGCACAUUAUACAUAUACAGAACUUUCUCCAAAUAAAGUCUUAAAUCUUA